This is a messenger RNA of Setaria italica (foxtail millet), 1475 nucleotides long. Its product is annotated as KHG/KDPG aldolase. The coding region runs from base 52 to 789 and encodes 245 amino acids. Gene Ontology annotation, molecular function: lyase activity. The record is from RefSeq and is a predicted model, not a curated record. NCBI's taxonomy places the organism in Eukaryota, Viridiplantae, Streptophyta, Magnoliopsida, Poales, Poaceae. The transcript has 9 exons.
CGGCGGCGACUGCCGACGACUCUUAUCUGAAGCUCGGUUUGCCGCCCGACAAUGCGCGUUGCCGCCACCCAGCUGCCCCUCCCCACCGCCUCCCCGCCUCGCCGGCGGCGGCGAGCUCAGCACAUGCCGACCGCGGCAGCGCCGCGGCCACCCCCGAGGGCUCUCGCCGCCAUCCUGCGCUCGCGCGUCAUCGCGUGCCUCCGCGCGGAAGAUGGCGAGACGGCGUUGCAGGCGGCGCAUGCGGCCGUGCUCGGCGGCGUCACAGUGCUGGAGGUCGUGAUGUCGACUCCAGGAGUGCUAGAGGUUAUUGAAGAUCUUUGCAGGAGUUAUCCUUCUUUAACCUUCGGGGUUGGCACGGUCUUAAAUGCUGCUGAUGCAAGGAAAGCCAUAGGAGCUGGUGCACAGUUUCUGAUGAGUCCUGGCACAGUCAUGGAAGUACUCCAUGAUCUUGAAGAAAGUAAGGUUCUAUACAUCCCUGGAGUCCUGACACCAACUGAAGUUUUAUCUGCCUGCAGUGCUGGCGCAAAAGUCGUUAAGGUGUACCCAGUGUCAGUGAUGGGUGGAGAGGUGUACAUGUCUGCUCUGAAGAAACCAUUUCCUCUUGUACCGAUGGUUGCUUCUCAAGGAAUCCAAAUAGGUUCAAUCAAGGGGUAUGUGGAAGCAGGGGCAUCCGCAGUGGUGUUAUCUGAUGCUAUUUUUGACAAAGAAUUGAUGAGGAAGGGGAAAUUCAGCGAAAUAUCGGAACUUGCAAGUCAAGCCACUUUUGAGGCAUUGCAGUCCACAAAGUGAGACAAAUCUGACAAUUCUACAAGCAUCGCAGAUUUGUGGUCUAGAAUAUGAGGCACAUAUCCUUUGGCUAGCCAUCAUGCUGUAGGAUCUUCUCGGGUUGAGCACAUAUGGAGGAGUAUGAUAAGGUCCUAACACUGCCAACUAAAAGAAAAUCAGGGAUACCGCCCUUCUGCAGGAGAAGUCAUUCCAUCUCCCAAAUACAGCUAUAGGAGUACUGGCGCUUUGUGCAAGAAUACACCAAAAUUGUGCUCUCCGAACAAGGAUCGUUGCAGCUAGCGGAAGCGCGUUCAUGCUCGGUCCUGAUCAGAAGUGUGAAGAGGCUGUCGUGAUGCCAAGAAGCCAACUACACAUUCAGCUGCAGUGGAAACACCACAAUUCACAAGAGAAGGGAGGCGAAGGAAGGGUCAUUGCAAGGUUUCUUGUUGCUGCAGUAGAUGUAUCUCAGGAGGGAAGUGAUACCUCGUUUCUGAUGAUGUUAAUAUGUUGUAGCCUAUAGGCAUGGGAACAGAUAUGAUCAGGGCGCCUGAACCCGUGCUAUGAUGUGCCAGAGUAGGCUUACUUCUAGGUUCUAGUUACUCUCGUGCAAACGGAGAUCACAUGUUGAACAGUUUUGCAUGUUAUUAUGUAAUUGUAGAUGUGCAAAUGGUCCUUUUUAGGUGCAAAACAGUGACAUUGAGCCUGUUGAA